UAGGAGUCCUAGUGCAGACGUCUGCGCAGAAUAAAAGCGGUUUAAGCUUGCAUGGUCCUGAAUAAGCCAGCGACAGUAUUGCACCAUGGGCGACACUGAUUGUGCUCUGCGCUGCACUUGACUUCAGAACAGCGAGAGGCAAACAGUACAGGAGGAAAACAUGUCCCGUCUCUUAGCUCGGAUCUCUUCCCUUGUUUCUCAACGGGCGAGCGCCAAGUCCUCGAUCUCAUUAACCAGAACUCCGGUCCUCAUUCGACCCCUCUCCACAAGUCAAGGACUGAGGUCGCUGACUCGCUACGAUGAGACCACCGACUGGCAAAAGAAACUUAGUCCAGAACAAUACGUUGUCACCAGAGAGAAGGGGACAGAAGUGCCUUUCAGCGGGAUCUACCUGAACCAUAAUGAGGUGGGGAUGUACCACUGCGUCUGCUGUGAAUCUCCGGUCUUCAGUUCAGAGGCCAAGUAUGACUCCGGGACUGGCUGGCCAUCGUUCACAGAGGCCCAUGGGACGUGGGGGCGGGACGAGAGCCACGCCUGUGUAACACGUCGCCCUGACAACAGCCUGGGCAGCGCCGGGACCGAGGUGCUGUGCAAAAUCUGCGAUGCCCACUUGGGCCAUGUGUUUGACGACGGACCGGACCCCAGUGGCCAGCGCUUCUGUAUCAACAGUGUGGCCCUUCAGUUCAAAGCCCGGGAAAACAACCCGGAAGACAAGAACGAGUAGAAUCUUCUGGAAGCUGUCUUCACCAGGAAGAUGAAAAUACCCAAGGAAAUUGUCCUUUUUAACACAAUACAUUCAUUGUAACAUUUACACUGAUGUUCAAUUCUGAUUUAUGUAUUACUUUUUCACUUUUAUUACUCACUUCCUACAGAUGAUUAGAAUUUGUUUUUGUGAACAGUGAAAAUGGCGGAUUUUGCUUGUUAAACAAUAGACUGGUACAUGCAUGGUUCAAUAUGCUCUAUUGAAAGCAUUGGUUUAAUAAAUAAUAGAUCAAUAAA
Messenger RNA from Gadus macrocephalus (Pacific cod), 999 nucleotides. It is a transcript of the gene msrb2, whose product is annotated as methionine sulfoxide reductase B2. The record is from RefSeq and is a predicted model, not a curated record. Gene Ontology annotation, cellular component: cytoplasm. Gene Ontology annotation, biological process: response to oxidative stress; protein repair. Gene Ontology annotation, molecular function: peptide-methionine (R)-S-oxide reductase activity. The transcript has 5 exons. NCBI's taxonomy places the organism in Eukaryota, Metazoa, Chordata, Actinopteri, Gadiformes, Gadidae. Bases 161 to 724 code for a protein of 187 amino acids.